AUGUGCCAAAACACGGUUGGCAGUUCCAUAUGCACGUGUAGUUCGGACCAAGUCCCGGAUGGAGACAAGUGUGCAGGUGAUGAUUUCUUUGCCAUACGGAAUUGGUCCAGUGCCAGCACCGAGGAAAGUGAAUUUUCUUUGCUUGAUGAAAAAAUUUCUAACCGAAAAGAAAAAAAUACUGGACAAAACAGACCGGUUGUUUGCAAUUAUUUAUCUCAGUUUUAUGGCUUAAACUUUCACGAGGAAAGGUCAGGUGCGUUGCAUGAUUCAGAAUUGGCUUAUGUUCUCGAACAUUUGCAGUGUAAUGAAAAUAUUUUAUUUUGUAGGCUUUCCUUUCCACUGGGCCCUAGAUGGCACGGACAGCUUACUAACGUAAGUCACUUUUCGUUUCCUUGCUUGCUGAUCUUUACAUCCACCAUUUUCUAAUUUAGUCAAGGUUAGCCAAAAAUACAUAAUAUGAAAAACACUUCUUUUAAACUUCUCUUUUGAUUUCGGUCAAUACUUGCAAAGAUCGUCUUAGCUCUUUGAUUAGUUCUGAUGAAAUAAAAAAUGGGUGAUAGCAUGACGUGCCGUGAUGACGAUCUUUUCAUUCACCAUUUCCUUAAUCAGCAGUGGUUCCAGGCUAACCAAAACAACAUAUGAAAAAAUCCAUCUUUCAAGCUGCUCUUCUGAUUUUGGGAAAUGCUGGCAAAGACUAUAUUUGCUCUUUGAUUUAUUCCGAUGAAAUCAAGCAUUUUAAACUUUUUUUAUCAGUUUGCGAGGAAGUGCCGGUUUUGUGGAGCAAAAUAACAGAUUGGUUCUUUACUUGGAUGGUACUGGAGCAAACUUUGCAGAGACACCGGCUAUUCCUCUCCGCCAAACAGACCUGACUAUUUCAGUGUGGAUCAAACUGGUAUCGCCCCUUACUCAGGACUCAGUACAAACUAUAUAUGGUGAUUGGUCCUUUCCAUGGCAGUUCAGGUUCUUUAUGAUGGACAGUGGUUGUCCUAAUUUUCAAGCCAGGCGAGACGUUGACGGAAUCGACGAUGUAUUUGCUCUUAGAGUUACCGAACACCAUCGGUAAGAGUAAUAAAUCUGUCGGGGGAAGCGGGAACGGUGAGGGAGGGAGGUGGGGUCAACGAUGUUAUAUGAAGCAAGAAAGGAUAAACUUAAAGAUGCCCUUUCCCACCACCCCCACAACAAACAUUUGUAAUACAUUGAUACUUUGGCCUCAGCUUAGGGUCUUCUUUCAGAUCUGUCAGUGAACUAUAAUUGCAUGCGUUCGUCAACAAAUCUAAAGAAAACGUAAAUUGCAUGGCCACCGUAAAGAGUAAAAAAAGCUGACAUUUCGAGCGUUAGCCCUUCGUCAGAGCGAUUGAUUUACGGUGGCCAAUUUACGUUUUCAACUCAGUUGUUAACACUUAAUUACCUACUAUACUCUCCCACCAACGCAGCACCACAGUCUCUUUAGAAACAUACCCCCUUUAACAAACCUAAAGAGUUUGACUGCGAAAAAACGUCCUGCUCGCCCUGUCUCAUCAUGAUGGGAGCAUUGUCUUGUCCUUUUAUCAGAAAAUUCUCGCUCGUUUUCCACUCUAACGGAUAGCGCCCAAGACCUAAGUCCAGGAAAUUCCCCUUUUACGAUCCUAAAAUGAAUAUUUCGACCUUAUUUCUUCCUUUUCUAAUUGCAAAAUUAGGUUCAGUCAUAGCGUAGGGUACGUUCGCUCUCCCCAAGAUUCCCCAGUAUUCCUCCUUCAAGAAUUAACGGACACGAAAAAUUCCAACGUGACGUUGAUGUACGUACACAUUACGCUAUUCUUGGUUACAAGAGUUAGCAAAUUCAUUUUAUAUCUUUAGUGUUUCUCCAGACGUGUGGAGUCACGUAGCUGUAACCUGGAGUCGCGUGCACCGCUUAGUGAGGAUAUUCAUAAACGGACAGAUGAAGGCUUUUCACGUUGCUGAUAGCAAUUCACUUCUUGACUUCAAAAAUUCAGGGCAUAAUGUUUACGACAUUGGUCUGAAAAGGGACAAUUCUGUGAUAACUCACGCUUACCUCAGCGAUCUCAUUGUCUUCAACCGUGACCUGUCCGAGAUUGAAAUCAGAAAUGACCUGUUUCAAUCAAAUCCCCUUCAUGGUUACAUCUCUUCUGUCUCGCCCGGGAACAACCUGUAAUAAAGUGGUCGAGAGAAGUAGGCUCUUUCUAUUUGUGUCAAAAACCCGACAUACGCAGUGCGAAAACCUGAUAUAUCCAGCGCAAAUUUUUCUGAAAAAGGAAUACCUGCUCUCUCCUUUUUACGAGAAUUAUCGGUAGUAGCCUCGUUUCAGUGUCAACUUGGUGGGCAUUUGUAUAACGUGGCAGUUUUGAUGUAAUACCAA
This is a messenger RNA of Pocillopora meandrina, 2356 nucleotides long. Lineage: Eukaryota; Metazoa; Cnidaria; Anthozoa; Scleractinia; Pocilloporidae. The record is from the annotation of a GenBank genome assembly.